This is a messenger RNA of Procambarus clarkii (red swamp crayfish), 3007 nucleotides long. Its product is annotated as myb-like protein V. NCBI's taxonomy places the organism in Eukaryota, Metazoa, Arthropoda, Malacostraca, Decapoda, Cambaridae. The record is from RefSeq and is a predicted model, not a curated record.
CCGGCCCCUCCGCCCUGCCUCCCCUCACGCCAUAACAACAAUGCCUGAGGGACUGCGUCAUGUGUUAUGGCUGCUCAGUGUGUCUGGGAGAAGGGUAGAGCAAGGUUGUCUUCUCGUCUCUCUCGCAGCAUCCAUCACCAGGCUUGAGGCAUCUCCAGCAUCCAUCACCAGGCUUGAGGCAUCUCCAGCAUCCAUCACCAGGCUUGAGGCAUCUCCAGCAUCCCUCACCCGUACGAACACCAACAGUACUUGAACGGUUAACAGUGCCAAUAUCAGAUACAUCAGCAGUACAAACUAAAGUUGCAGCAUCAAUAAUGUCAACAAUGGCUUUGUAGCAGCAGCAGCAGCAGCAGCAAUAAUUUCGACAACGGAAGAAGGAAAGUUUCAAUAACAAUAGUCUUAACAGCAGCAGCAACAACUAUGUCAACACCAGCUACAGUAGUACCAUUAAGAAUAACAUAGUGCAACGAAAAUAAAAGAGUACCCUAAAAUUCACUGGAAUAAAGAAAGCAGAAGAGAUACCAAAGAAAACGGCUACGAUCACCAAAUCAGUUGUAACAUCAACUGUAUCAUUUCUCAAACACUCCAGCCACGAAAAGCAACAUGAGUUACAAGGUGAAUGACUUGUUUGCCUCAGUUACCACUAUGUUCGCCGAAGCUGACCGGGAAAUAGACGAGUGGAAAGAGAACAACAAGGACCUGCAGCGGGACAUAGAGGAGUUACGGCAGCUGGUGCGGGAGCUGACGAAGAGCGCCAACGACAUCCGCGAGGAAUGUGCCAAGCCCCGCGAAGCCGCCAUGACCGUAGACCCCUCCGUCAAAUUGCGAGUGGGCAAUACCAAAGCCAAGGUGAGCUUGUGGGAGACUCAGGAAAUCCAUGUCGAGUCGAGGUCGCGAAGAGACCAAGUUGUAAGAGGACGGCUCCAAGUCGCCACCAGGAGGAGUCCUCAACCUCACAGGAACAGUCCCACCCAACUACCAGGAGUCCCCAACCUCUCAAGAACAGUCCCACCCAACUACCAGGAGUCCCAACCUCUCAAGAACAGUCCCACCCAACUACCAGGAGUCCCAACCUCACAGGAACAGUCCCACCCAACUACCAGGAGUCCCAACCUCACAGGAGCAGUCCCACCCAACUACCAGGAGUCCCAACCUCACAGGAACAGUCCCACCCAACUACCAGGAGUCCCAACCUCACAGGAGCAGUCCCACCCAACUACCAGGAGUCCCAACCUCACAGGAACAGUCCCACCCAACUACCAGGAGUCCCAACCUCACAGGAACAGUCCUGCCCAACUACCAGGAGUCCCCAACCUCACAGGAACAGUCCUGCCCAACUACCAGGAGUCCCAACCUCACAGGAACAGUCCCACCCAACUACCAGGAGUCCCCAACCUCACAGGAACAGUCCUGCCCAACUACCAGGAGUCCCGAACCUCACAGGAACAGUCCCAUAACACUACAAGACGGGAUAACAAACCUCACAGGAACACAGUGAAUGAAUGAAAAAGCAAAACAGGAUAGCGAAGAGCAAUGAUUGUUCAUCUUGCUUAAAUUUGAGAUAUUUGGAGUUGCAUACAUUUUUGUCUGUAGGAUUCAGUUUAUUAACAGUCAAAAAGUGACAUUUUUACCUGAACUCAAAUAAUCAGAUGGAUUAUAAUCAGAACUAUAAUUGUAUCACUGUUAUUUCAUUAAAGAUUGUAAAGAUGGAAUUUUAAGAAGUACAUAACGUAAGUAUAUGGAACCCAAUCCUUCUAACUCCUGCCUCACUGGCCUCAAACUCUAUCUACAAGUUAUUUGGAUCUACCAUUAAUUUAUUUUAUUAAGUAGUGCAAAUAACUAACCAUCUGUCUGAUCACCGAUAUGGGUUUAAACUAGUAAUCUUGUAUCUUAUCAUUCUUACGUCUAGUUAAUCAUACCUCUGGAUAUUCUCACAGCUUAUAACAAAGUACUGAACAAAUCUCAACUGUCAAUCUUCAGUUUUUCUCCCUCCCUAUGUAUACAUUGUUCCCAGCUGAGUGUUUGAUCAAUUGCAGCCAUUGUAGAUGGCUGGGGUUCUUUUUUUAUUGGUUUUAGUCGACUUAAGUUUUCUCCGUAAGAACUCUUCAUUCUACAUCUAUUGGCAUCCACUCCUAGCAUUUUUCCCUGUUCAGUCAGUAAUGGGGUUCUCUGGUUCAAACUGAAUAUCGUACAAUCCUCUCCAGUUGUUAAUUCCUACUACGGUAAGACCAGCUCGAAACGUUGUUAAAUUCAUUUUCAGUCAAACUCAGGUUUUGUCACUUAUCAAGUUCAAAUUGAAGUAUGUUAAUUGAGACAAGAAAAAAAUACGUCUCAAAGGGAUAGAGUAGCUUAGGCUAUUUCUACCCCCCAUUGUCACUUACAUUAAAAUAAACUCCAGCUCAUGUCCGGCCUCACUUAUAACAUUCUUAUCUCGAGGGUGAAUCUUAUAACACUAUCAUAGUACCUUCUGAUUUAUCCCUAAAACCUGCCAUUCCUUUAAACAUCAGGACUACAUGCAAGACAAAAACUGCGAUCUAUCUUUUAAUGUUCAAAAGAUAUACAGCGCUUCUCAAGUCACUCGAGCUCUAAACACAUCAUUCGCCCUUUUCUCACACAUCUGGGAAGCUUCCCACGUGCCCAAACUCGUGAUAUAAUGCAAGGAUAGCUAACCAUUUGUCUAAACAAUUCAGCUGUUGUUAUUCCUUAGCUUCAGUCACUUGUCUUCCAAGGUAAAGAUGUAUCUUCUCUUGACAUCUUCCACGGAUACGCUUGCUCUCAGGAAAGUGAAAGCGUUGAUAUUGAUGUUCCUAGGCUAUUCAACGUGUUGAUACUCCUAGGCUAGAAUGCUAUGUCUUCUUAUUCAGCUUGGUAGCCAUUUUGUGAAAGUAACACCUGAGUGAUAUCCUCAAUGUUAUCAUCUUAUGUCUCAUCUCUAACAUCUCCAAGAAAUGUAUUUAGAGACGCAGUCUGGAGAAUGUUUAAAUUAAAAUAUAUUAUACUUACCAAA